Messenger RNA from Drosophila melanogaster (fruit fly), 4774 nucleotides. RefSeq names its product blistery (gene by). The transcript has a single exon. Gene Ontology annotation, cellular component: focal adhesion; cell cortex. The coding region runs from base 28 to 2190 and encodes 720 amino acids. Lineage: Eukaryota; Metazoa; Arthropoda; Insecta; Diptera; Drosophilidae. The record is from RefSeq and is marked reviewed.
AAUCAGUCUUUUGGAAUUCGCGAAACAAUGCGGACGCCGUACGAAGAAAGCGCUGCUGCCGCCGACCACAAAUAUCAAUACCAAUACACCGCGGCCAAUAAUAACAAUAAUUACUAUAAAAACUAUAAUGUGAAUGGCAAUGGGCAGGCGAAUGGAAAUGGGAAUCUAAGUGGAAUUGGUAAUGGAAAUGGAAUUGGAAACGGCAAUGGAUAUGGAAUACCUUAUCACGCGCGCGAGAACUCGCUGCCAUUUAGCUAUGGCAUAGCCAAAACUUCGACACCGUUGCGAAAAACUCCGACACCGACGCGAGUGGAUAGUUUUCUAGACUUUGAUUUCGGGCCAACGAAUACGAAUGUGAAUUCGAAUAGUUCUAGCAAUAAUGGCGGUACUGGCGAUAUGAUAAAGCCACCAACACGUCUAACGAGCCCUUUGCUGGUGCGCAAAACGCUGGGCAAUGCCGUUAGUCCCACCAGUUCGACCAAUACCAACACCAUAGCCAAUACAUACCACUACACGUCGAGCAGCGCAACGCCGACGCCGGUGAGAGAUAAUUUCGAGCAGCUGCUGCGGGAGCGACGCGAAAAGGUCUACAAUGAAUAUAGGAAUCUGGAUAGGGAGUCGUCCGGGGAGCGGGCCAGAGUGGCACCCGCUCCGCCGCAGAGGCAAUACUACCCGAGCGAUGGCUAUGGAAUUGGGCUGAAGAACGAUAGCAAUGGAACCCUAUACCGCAAGAGCCCCUCGUCUAAUGGGAAAUCAACGAAAUACAACUACGAUUUUGAGUUCAAUCUGAAUCUGGAUGAUGUUAGGCCCGAACCUACACCGUAUACCACGAGGAAUAUUCACUUCGAGGAUCUGCGGCUGGAUCAGGAUGUGCCAGAUGGCGUGGUCAAUCGGCGGACCAUGGAACGCAAUUAUCACACAAUUAACAGCUUGGAAACGACCCACAAACGCCAGCAGUUGGAGCCGUUGGAGCAACUGGGCGCCGUUUAUGGCCAGAACCACAUGGAGGAGACACUCACGCGCACUCGUCGCGAUCUCUCCGCAUCCACAUCGACAUCCAAGUCCACCUCGCCAUUGCCGGCAAUAGGAGUACCAGCUAUAGCACCAGCUUCGCCCAUUUAUGCCACCAGUACGAAGAGAGUGAGCAACCCAAAUACCAAUGGCCAACAGCAGAUGACGCCUAGUCCCACCAGUAGGCCAGAAACGCCCGCCUUUCCGGUCACGCCGCGCACGCCUUUUGGGGCAUCAUCAUCAUCAUCUGCGUCUCUGGCGCCGACGACCCAGUUGCCCCCAGAGUCGAUCUACCAAACAGGGCCACGUCGUGGCGUACCGCCUGCACUGCAGCCACUCGAGGUGUCCGCCGAUUCCGUACAAUUUGCCCGUAGUUCGUCCCAGUUCUGGUACAAACCAAAUCUCACUCGCGAAGAUGCCAUCGCUCUGCUGGCCUCUGCCCAGCCGGGCACGUUCCUGGUCAGGGACUCCACCACGUACAAGGAUUCCUAUGGCCUGGUGGUGCGGGUGUCCCAACCGCCUCCCGGUUCACAGGAGCUGGUGCGUCACUUCCUCAUCGAGCCCACGAAGGGGGGAGUGCAUCUGAAGGGCUGCGAUGACGAGCCGGUGUUCACUUCACUGUCCGCCCUCGUCUUCGAGCAUUCCAUAAGCCAGCUGGCGUUGCCAUGUCUCCUCCGUCUGCCCGAUCGGGAUAUAGUACCACCGGUGCGGGCCACAACCCCUGCCCAGCAGCAUCUAUUGGCCCACGGAGCAGCCACCAAUGUGCUGUGGCUCUACUCCUGCGACACGGAAUCGCUGACAGGAAACGAGGCCAUCCGCAAGGCCAUCCGCCAGAUGUACGGUCAGCAACCCUUGCCGCAGCCCACGGAGGUGCACUUCAAGGUCUCCUCGCAGGGCAUCACGCUCACGGACAAUACGCGCAAGAAGUUCUUCCGGAAGCACUACAAGGCGGAUGUUAUCUCGCACUGUGCCAUCGAUCCGGAGAACAGGAUGUGGACCAGUGAGGGCGAGUCUGACAAGAAGACCAUCUUCGCCUUCGUGGCCAGGAGGUCGCACAGCUCCACGGACAACCAGUGCCAUGUGUUCUGCGACCUGUCCGUCAGCCAGCCGGCGGCGGCGAUUGUCUCGUUCGCCAAUCGGACACUGCCCACCGAAAAGCUGCGCAACUACGUCCUGUAGGAGGGAGGGGGCGUGGCACGGGUCAACAGGUCAGCAGGCUGGAUUCCACUUCCAUCCGUGGAGUGGAAUGGCGCACAAGCAGGUGAGACGCAUGACGGGUGCAGUUUUGUUAUGGGUCGUAAAUUAGAGUACAUUUUGGGUGCGGUUCGGCCUUGGGAGGCGAAAUUGACAAUUACAGUAGUCCUUCGAGAGGGUGAGCUUAGUCGCGAAAUUUAAAACAAACAAAUAUUCUUUAGACUCCAAAUUUCAAAUUCUAUAUUCAUUUUUCUAAAGGUCAAACAAAAUUGGUCGUAAAAACGUUUUAAAAAGUACUUUCUAGAAACGAUUUCUUUCCGGCAUUUGUUUGUUUUAAGCAUCGUAUUUGUAUUUGUCUGAAACAAAUUGUUUCUCCGUGGUUUGGUUGAGACAUUCUUAUUUUUAGAGACUUUCCCUUGUUGUUUGUUUUAAAAUAGAUAUUAGUUGUGCUUGCGGAACAAUAAUUUUGGCUAUAUCUCACUGCCCUUUUUCAAAUUUUUGUGGGCCUCAAGCAAUGUCCAGAGAAACUUUCAAUAUUUGCCUUGCCAAGCUGUCACUGUAUCAUCAUCGUUCUGCGCUACAAAUGGGAAACCUAUUAAAAACGCUUCACUUUCUGGGGCCCUUCCGUUCGCCUGGGUUCGUCUUCAAAUUGUUUACUUUACAUAACGCCCUGGCUGUUUGUUUGUUUGUUUAGCGGUUUCCAUAUACUGCCGUAGCACACAUAUAGAUAUAUAUAGCUAUAUGUACAUACAUACAUACGAAUCCAAGAGCGCCAUGUAGAAGCAUUUGGCUAACAUAUCUUCUGGCUACACGUUUUUCGCAACGGAAGUUUCUGUCAUGAGUCAGUUGCCUAUAAAUGAUUGAGUUUCGAAUUUAGAAUCGAACAGAAUCAAAGACAUCCAACACAUGCACAUCCAUUGCAGGGUCGCCACGUUCUGGAGGAGUGGCACCAGCCCAAUUUUGGUAUUUCUUUCGAUUUGAUUAAUUCCCCCUGCUUCGUUCACGGUCAUGUGCUGAGGUCGCCAGAUAAGGCCAUAGCGCUUAACUGUGCAUUGCCAUGCUAUGGAGGCAACUUUUCAUUAGUUGGCAUUUGUGUAUAUAUUCGCUAUCAGGCCGCCAGGUGAUCCACUAUGCUAUAAUAAUAGCGUCGAACAGUUGGCUGCAAAUUGUGGGGCCUAAAAUAAGAUCUGCCCACAGAAGAUAUAGAGUUUAUAGUUAUUGCUGUUCUGCCCUGUUCAGCUUGGUUCUGUUGUUUAUUUAGCUCUAAAGAUACAUCGUUUUUUGAAUCACUUGAUAAGAGCGAGAGACUCGUUGUUGAUCUUGCUGGGAAUUAUUCUCCAACGAUCGUUCGAUUCCACCUUGAAUUUUUUCGGAAUUUUUUCACUUGAGCCUUAAAGCGGAAUAUGCAAAUAAACAGACGGCAAUAGAAAUCGGUUUUCGGUCUCAAUAUAGCGCAAAAGUUGAAAUAAAUUCAGGCGAACCGAACCGGCGGGCGUCAAUUGCGCAUUUUAGAAAAACCGCAUGCCGAACACUCAAAACAUAAUUCCAGGCACGUUUGCGUUUAUUUUUUUCAAUUAUUCCACUACCGACGACGAGGUUCAGUAAAAAGUUACUGUAAAUAAAACGGGAGGUUUAAAAAUGGUCUAAAAGAGAUUUAAUAUUUAAAAGAGCACUCCAACUUUUCAUCAGACCCCCAUUGUUUGCUCGAUCAAAUGAUCUAUUUGAUCCGCAAUUAAGCAAUUAUCCACGAGCGUGUACAAUAUAGAUACAACCAUAUGUAGAUACGAUUGGUGGGGAUUGGAAUUUACGAACUUGUUUAAAUCGGAUUUCUUCUUUCAUCUCUUGCAGGCCAGUGGAAUCGGAAUCAUGCGGAAUUAUGCGGAGGAGGAGCCCAGUGCUGCAAGAUGUACUAACUAAUCACUUUACGAAAUUGUGUCUUGCGAUAUAAUGAGCUUAACUGCGAAUAUGUUAACAGGAAUGAUGUCAGCCGUAGUUUAUUUAGACACGCACACACUCAGAAGUCGGCGAUAUUUAUGGCGAAGCUAAAACAUAUGUACACAUGGGUACUAUCAACUUGAAUUGACUAAAUGCACAGUGGGACAAGUGGAUGGCCGAGUUCGAUAAGAUUGGUAACUAUUGGAAACGCCACUGAUUCAUAUUUGUUUAUAUGCCCAAGUUGUAAACAAAGCCAUGAAGAUUGUGUUAAAAUUUUUGGAAAUUCCAACUGGCAUUUCAAGGAAUCUCGUACCACUGUGCUGGGUGGCGAAUUGAAACUGAUCACCGAAAGUUGACUGUUUAUUAGCAAAAACAGUAUGGAUGUGUAUAUAUGGGCGAGUUGUGUGUUUUUAUAUAGGGUGCGCUUGUCAGACAAACGGAAUUAAACUAAUCUACCACAUAAUUUUAAACCGAUUAAUGUUAGUUUAGAAAGUUGUUAAAUAAAACCCAAAAGUACAAGCCAGAGAGCUUGUUCCCUAAUUUAUACCAGUAAUAUCUAUAUAAAUAUAUGUAUGUAUAUGCUUAAGCACUACUAAUGCAGUCAAUAUAAAUAAAGUGCAAUGUUGUUAAACAG